Molecule: messenger RNA, 810 nt
Organism: Solanum tuberosum (potato)
Lineage: Eukaryota; Viridiplantae; Streptophyta; Magnoliopsida; Solanales; Solanaceae
Exons: 5
Coding region: 1-810 (269 amino acids)
Biological process (GO): DNA integration
Molecular function (GO): nucleic acid binding
Source: RefSeq, a predicted model, not a curated record
AUGACACCUAUUUUAGAGGUAGAGUUGUUUGAUGUGCGGGGCAUUGAUUUCAUGGGCCUAUUUGUGAGUUCCUAUGGACAGAACUAUAUAUUAGUUGCAGUGGACUAUGUUUCCAAAUGGGUUGAGGCCAUUGCUUUACCUGAGAAUGAUGGCAAGAGUGUAGCUGGAUUCCUAAAGAAGAAUAUUUUCUCAAGGUUUGGCACACCCAGAGCCAUUAUCAGCGAUGGUGGUUCUCAUUUCUGCAACAAGGUGUUUAGUGCUCUUUUGACCAAGUAUGGGCUUAAACAACACAAGGUUUCUACACCUUAUCACCCACAGACCAGUGGACAAGUAGAGGUUUCCAACAGGGAAAUCAAGGCAAUCUUGGCAAAAACAGUAAAUGCCAACAGGACAGAUUGGGCACGGAAGCUAGAUGAUGCUCUAUGGGCAUAUCAGACAGCUUUCAAGACACCUAUUGAAGCUAAACCUCAGUUGGAGCGAACUGCAAACUUGAGGCUGGAUCAGAUCAAUGAGAUGGAUGAGUUCCGUCUGAGAGCCUAUGAGAGACUUUGUCUGUUUCCAGGAAAGCUGAGAUCUAAAUGGUCUGGACCUUUUAAGGUCACACAGGUACAAUGGGUCCCAGAAGAAAGAAUGCCACAAAACCUGCCUCCCCCACUGCUUCUCAAUCAGAGGGACACACCUCCUCAGUCUGAAGAGGGAGGUGGUAGUUCUGAUAACGGGGAGAACUCGGGAAGUCAAUAUGAUGUUGCUGCUGGUAGCCAAUCUGCUGAUAACUCGAGGGGCAGUGCAGAGUCUGAUAGCAGUUCUUAG